AGAGGAGAGGGACGACAGUACGGAGGAAGAUUCAGUCGGAUAAGUAACUCGCCACCAAGAAACGAGAGGACAUCGUUACCAAGGUCCACUGCACCUGCUGCCUCUUGCUGACACGGCACCAACAUCAUCCUCAAUGUCCAGCGGUUUAAUGAUGGAUCACUCUUUCCUACCUCGCUCCAUCUGGACCGGUGAGAGUAAAUUCCUGCAGCAUCCAGCGGAUCUCUACACCACUGUGGUCGUUACGCGCAGCAUCCCUGCAGGCACGUGCUUUGGUCCAUGUGUGCUCCAAAACACUUUCUACGACACGAUCGCCUUCAUAGCGCAGAAAUCCUGCGACAAGAGAGCUAAAUCCUAUAUGUUCAGGUUGGACCCUGAGGCCAUGCGUAAUUCCGUGCUGGUGCUGUCCUGGCUGCGGCUCGUGCAGGCUGCGCGCAAUGGCCAGGAGCAGAACACCGAGGCCUUUCUGAAGGCUGGUCAGCUGUAUGUGCGGACCAUCCGGGACAUCCGGCCGGAAGAAGAGCUGCUUGUGUGGUACGACCAGGAGCUGUCUCACCUGCUGGGCUUCACUGACAUGUCCCGAGGAUCGAGUGAAGAGUUCAAAUGUGCAAGAUGUAACCAGGUCUUCAAUAACGAGUUUCCGUUCCUGGCUCAUUGCCGAUUCCUGUGCACUCAAGUCAAGACAGACACAUGGAGCCGCGAGAUUUACGAGCAAAAGCAUGUGGAAAUUAGGAAACAACGCCGAGUAACAGAUUUCCACAACAUCGCCAGAGAUUUGGAACACAAAAAAUCCUCUAGCAGAAACGAGGAUGCAGAGAUUUUUCCCAAGAGAAGGAAAUACGAGGAAACACUUUAUCCCAAAGGGAGGAAAACGGUUCUUUUGGAAAAGACAAAUAUUUCAAACGAUGACAAUAUAACACCACUGAUUAAGGGAUACGAUCAGGCAGGAGGAGACGAAUCUUCCUCUGCUGGGAAGCUGAAGGCUGAUAAGAUUAAACCAGAUCAUUUGGGAUGUAAGAAUGGUGCCUUUACGCAUGUCAGAUAUAUGGACGCACGGACUGAGGCAGGGGAGAGCUCUGGUUUGAACUCAAGCAGCAGUAGUGCAUUUUCUCUGGUCCUGUCCAACAAUCAGGGACAUCAGAGAAGCGCUUUCUGUAAACCGAGUAAAAUAAAUUCCCCUAUUGACCCCCAGGUGCAUCUCAGCAGCGCCUCAACAGCCCCCUCUAGCCACGUAGAGGAGAUGACAGAUGCCUUCAACUCCAGAAAUGUUUUGGGAUACAACAAUCUGAUGGCAGCUAACAUCAUGAGCACUGACUUACAGACUGUUCACUCCCCGGUGGCUGUAAACAACGCGUUCCAUUACGCACCGGAGCACUGGUCUAGGAACAUUGGCGUGCAGCUGCAGACCGCAUCUUCUCUCACGGUCCUUCCACCGACUUUCACCUCAUUCGGCGUGUCGGUGCAAAACUGGUGCGCAAAAUGUAACCUCUCAUUCCGCAUGACCUCUGACCUCGUGUUCCAUAUGCGCUCUCACCACAAGAAGGAGUUCGCAGCGGAGUCCCACGUGAGGAGGAGCAGGGAAGAGAAACUCACCUGCCCAAUCUGCCAUGAGUACUUCCGUGAACGGCACCACCUGUCUAGACACAUGACUUCUCAUAACUGAGUCAAGAAGGGACACUGACACUUUAAUUUAUUCUAUUAGCAAUGCGUAUUUAACAGGUUUAGACUCCAGAUUCACGGUGAGACUUUGGUAUAAGAGUGAAUGUAGGUAGCUGUAAAAAAUAUAGCAAAACCAACACGUGGCCACCACAGCCUGUCCACUAGAUGACGAUAGAGGUACGUGUACGCUGAUCUCACUGCAGUUUCUUGUAUGUCCUUUAGCUCUGCUGUGUUGAUGAUUAUUUUGUGCCUUAUGGAACUCUGGAGGGAAGAAAGACUGAAAUAUCUCGAGGACAGCUCAUGAUUGUCACAAAUCCUCUUAUUUAUCAGCAUUUCUCUGCUCUGAUUUGUACAAGAGAUGUGGAUUAAGUGUGUUUGCACAUUUGUUUUGAAAUCUAAA
This is a messenger RNA of Gymnodraco acuticeps, 2056 nucleotides long. RefSeq names its product PR domain containing 8 (gene znf488). Gene Ontology annotation, cellular component: nucleus. Lineage: Eukaryota; Metazoa; Chordata; Actinopteri; Perciformes; Bathydraconidae. The transcript has 4 exons. The record is from RefSeq and is a predicted model, not a curated record. Gene Ontology annotation, biological process: regulation of DNA-templated transcription. Gene Ontology annotation, molecular function: protein binding. The coding region runs from base 134 to 1660 and encodes 508 amino acids.